AUGAACCACGAAAACGAUCAUACAAAUGAAGAAUGUGAACAUGUUUUGGCUCAAUUAUGUUAUCUACGAGAACGAUACCCAAUAAAAUGUUCUAAUAAUUUUGAAGAAUGUUUAUUGAUAAAAAAUCGUAUAUCUAUGACACCAUUACAUUCACCAAUCAGGAAAACAACUCGAUGUGCAUCGUUAGCAGAACAACAUGCGAUGCUAUUAGAAAAGAUCCCCCCGACACAUAAAGAGAAUAAAAAAAUAAUAAAUGCAAAAGCAUUAAAUUUGAAAAUUGACAAUUUAAUAGUAUUAAUGAACCAAAUGAAAACUUUAAAACCAAAAUGA
Molecule: messenger RNA, 330 nt
Organism: Cotesia congregata
Lineage: Eukaryota; Metazoa; Arthropoda; Insecta; Hymenoptera; Braconidae
Source: the annotation of a GenBank genome assembly